GUGAAAACCAGCGGAUAUAAAGUGAAUCAGAAACAAAGGAAACACGCACUCGUCUUUGCGAAGUGGUAUGCUUUUACAGUGUUGCAGGGAUGCCCAAGGAAAAAUAUGAUCCGCCAGACCCCCGGCGGAUGUACACUAUCAUGUCCAGUGAGGAGGCAGCCAGUGGGAAGAAGUCAUACUGGGCUGAGCUGGAGAUCAGUGGUAAAGUGAAGAGCCUGAGCAGUGCAUUGUGGUCUUUGACUCACCUCACCGCUCUGCAUAUCAGUGACAAUUCCCUGUCACGCAUCCCGCCAGACAUUGCCAAACUACACAACCUGGUGUAUCUGGACCUCUCCUCCAAUAAAAUCAGAAGCCUGCCAGCCGAGCUAGGCAACAUGGUUUCUCUCAGGGAACUGCUUUUAAACAACAACCAGUUGCGAGUUCUGCCUUUCGAGCUGGGAAAACUGUUUCAGCUUCAAACGUUGGGGUUAAAAGGAAACCCACUUGCACAAGAAAUCUUGAACCUCUACCAGGAGCCCGAUGGGACACGUCGACUUCUCAACUACCUGCUGGACAAUCUCGCAGGCACCAAACGCGGUGAGGUGUCCACAGAACCUCCUCCUCGCUCCUGGAUACCUCUGCAGGAACCAGACCGGACACGACCAGCAGCUCUUUUCUCAGUAAUGUGCUACAACGUUCUGUGUGACAAGUAUGCCACGCGUCAGCUCUACGGCUACUGCCCAUCCUGGGCCCUAAACUGGGACUACAGGAAGAAAUCCAUCAUGCAGGAGAUCCUCAGCUGCAGCGCAGACAUAAUCAGUCUACAGGAAGUGGAAACAGAGCAAUACUACAGUUACUUCUUGGUGGAGCUGAAGGAGCAGGGAUACGAGGGCUUCUUCAGCCCCAAGUCCCGAGCCAGGACCAUGUCGGAAUCGGACCGCAAACACGUGGAUGGAUGCGCCAUCUUCUACAAAACUGAGAAGUUCAGUCUGGUGCAGAAACACACAGUGGAGUUUAACCAGUUGGCCAUGGCUAACUCUGAGGGGUCAGAGGCCAUGCUGAACAGGGUCAUGACCAAGGACAACAUUGGUGUGGCCGUACUGCUUGAGCUACGCAAGGAAAUGAUGGAGCAGUCUGCUGGGAAGCCCUUACACGGCAUGGAGAAACAGCUCCUCCUAGUGGCCAACGCUCACAUGCACUGGGACCCAGAGUACUCGGACGUGAAGCUGGUGCAAACCAUGAUGUUCCUGUCAGAGGUGAAAAAUAUCGUGGACAAGGCUACACGCAGCCUGAAGCUUUCGUCUGUUUCCGGGGAAACCAACGCCAUCCCACUCGUUCUGUGUGCUGACCUCAACUCCCUGCCUGACUCUGGUGUGGUGGAGUAUCUGAGUACAGGAGGCGUGGACAUCACCCAUAAGGACUUUAAGGACCUGCGCUACAUCGACAGCCUGACAAACUUCAACUGCAACGGCAAAAACGGGUCAUCCAGCAGCCGGAUCACGCACGGCUUCAAGCUGAAGAGCGCCUAUGAGAACGGCCUGAUGCCUUACACCAACUACACCUUCGACUUCAAGGGCAUCAUCGAUUACAUCUUCUACUCUCAACCUCUGCUCAACGUGCUGGGUGUUCUUGGCCCUGUGGAUCCACACUGGCUCCAUGAGAACAAUAUCACCGGAUGCCCCCACCCCCACAUCCCCUCUGAUCACUUCUCCCUUUUUGCACAACUGGAGCUGGUCCUGCCCUACCCGCCCGCCGUCAAUGGAAUCCACCUGCCCGGGCGCAGGUAGUUCUCCGAGCCACUAGGGGGAGUGCUCUCUCGCUCCCACGGCAGAGAAGCAAACUGUGGUGCGUGUGUGUUUGC
Messenger RNA from Chanos chanos (milkfish), 1840 nucleotides. It is a transcript of the gene cnot6a, whose product is annotated as CCR4-NOT transcription complex, subunit 6a. The record is from RefSeq and is a predicted model, not a curated record. NCBI's taxonomy places the organism in Eukaryota, Metazoa, Chordata, Actinopteri, Gonorynchiformes, Chanidae. Bases 90 to 1766 code for a protein of 558 amino acids. The transcript is spliced from 12 exons. Gene Ontology annotation, molecular function: protein binding; 3'-5'-RNA exonuclease activity.